CUCAACACCGAGAGGCCACCAAUGAAAACGUGCCUUUUUCACGUUCCCCGCCCCUUCCGUGUGCGCGCUCCCCACGAGGGGCUGGUUCCUGGAAGGAUGGACAGAGGACCCUCAACCGCCCGCGAAGCUUAACCCGCCGCGUAGGAGCGUGUGUUCGGGCCCUCUUCUCCCACCUAUUCGACUCUCCAUCCCCAGGAUGUCAACCUCAGCCCCUCAAGGCCAUACCUGGACCCAACGGGUGAAGAAGGAGGAUGAGGAGGAGGACCCGCUGGACCAGCUGAUCUCCCGCUCUGGCUGUGCUGCCUCCCACUUUGCAGUGCAGGAGUGCAUGGCCCAGCACCAGGACUGGCGACAAUGCCAGCCACAGGUGCAGGCGUUCAAGGAUUGCAUGAGUGAACAGCAGUCGAGGCGGCGAGAGGAGCUGCAGAGGAGGAAAGAACAAGCCAGUGCCCACCACUGAGACCUCAAACCACCUAUCCCCAGUAGAUGGCCCUGCCAAGAUCAGCACCCAGCAAGAUAAUAGAGGAAGAAAUCCUAAAUGCUGGGUGUGGGAGGUAUAAAACAUAGGGAUAGUUUUUGGAUCUGGAGUUGAGAGCCAUGGGUUUAGACGUGACUGGCACAAACAGCUGUCAUAUGUUCGUGGUCAGAUCUCACACAUCCUCAGCUGUCUUGUUCCACCAGUAUUUGCCAGGAAAACAAAGAAUGUGGUAAGGGAUGCUCCCCCACCCCACAUCUUGGGUCAGUGUGCCAAGUACUGAGAUGAUUUUAGGGACAUUUUAUUUUAAAUUAAAUUCACAAUCUAAUGGUAAAUUGAUUACCU
This is a messenger RNA of Chlorocebus sabaeus (green monkey), 820 nucleotides long. It is a transcript of the gene COA4, whose product is annotated as cytochrome c oxidase assembly factor 4 homolog. The record is from RefSeq and is a predicted model, not a curated record. Gene Ontology annotation, biological process: mitochondrial respiratory chain complex IV assembly. Gene Ontology annotation, cellular component: mitochondrial intermembrane space. NCBI's taxonomy places the organism in Eukaryota, Metazoa, Chordata, Mammalia, Primates, Cercopithecidae.